This is a messenger RNA of Cygnus atratus (black swan), 4736 nucleotides long. It is a transcript of the gene PIGA, whose product is annotated as phosphatidylinositol glycan anchor biosynthesis class A. Bases 49 to 1485 code for a protein of 478 amino acids. NCBI's taxonomy places the organism in Eukaryota, Metazoa, Chordata, Aves, Anseriformes, Anatidae. The transcript is spliced from 5 exons. Gene Ontology annotation, cellular component: glycosylphosphatidylinositol-N-acetylglucosaminyltransferase (GPI-GnT) complex. Gene Ontology annotation, molecular function: phosphatidylinositol N-acetylglucosaminyltransferase activity. The record is from RefSeq and is a predicted model, not a curated record. Gene Ontology annotation, biological process: GPI anchor biosynthetic process.
GGCCGGGCCCGGUGGGCCCGAUGGGGCGGCGGCGGUCGUCGGUCCGUGAUGGCGCCUCGGCGCUCCCCGGGCAGCAGCGGGCCCGAAAUGGCGGGCGGGGGGCGGGCGGCGGGGGGCGUCCCGGCGCAGAGCGUGUGCAUGGUGUCUGACUUCUUCUACCCCAACAUGGGGGGCGUGGAGAGCCACAUCUACCAGCUGUCGCAGUGCCUGAUCGAGCGGGGCCACAAGGUGCUGGUGGUCACCCACGCGUACGGCGGCCGGCGGGGCGUGCGGUACCUGACCAACGGGCUGAAGGUGUACUACCUGCCGCUCCGGGUGAUGUACAACCAGUCGACGGCGACCACCCUCUUCCACAGCCUGCCCCUGCUCCGGUGCAUCUUCGUGCGGGAGAGGGUGACCGUCGUCCACGCGCACAGCUCCUUCUCGGCCAUGGCGCACGACGCGCUCUUCCACGCCAAGACCAUGGGGCUGCGGACGGUGUUCACCGACCACUCGCUCUUCGGCUUCGCCGACGUCAGCUCGGUGCUCACCAACAAGCUGCUGACCGUGUCCCUCUGCGAUACCAACCACAUCAUCUGCGUCUCCUACACCAGCAAGGAGAACACGGUGCUGCGAGCGGCCCUGGACCCGCGGAUCGUCUCCGUCAUCCCCAACGCCGUGGAUCCCACAGACUUCACCCCAGACCCCUCCAGAAGGGAUGACAGGACCAUAACGAUCGUCGUGGUCAGCAGGCUUGUUUACAGAAAAGGUAUAGAUUUGCUUAGUGGUAUAAUUCCUGAGCUCUGUCAGAAGUAUCCAGAGUUACAUUUCUUAGUUGGAGGAGAAGGACCAAAACGAAUUGUAUUGGAAGAAGUCCGGGAAAGAUACCAGCUACAUGACAGGGUGCGUCUCCUAGGAGCCUUGGAACACCAGGAUGUAAGAAAUGUUCUAGUCCAGGGGCACAUUUUCCUCAACACUUCCCUCACUGAAGCCUUUUGUAUGGCAAUCGUGGAAGCAGCAAGCUGUGGCUUACAGGUUGUGAGUACAAAGGUUGGCGGGAUUCCUGAGGUGCUUCCAGAGAAUCUCAUUAUUUUAUGUGAACCUUCUGUGAAAUCAUUGUGUGAUGGUCUAGAAAAGGCUAUUGCCCAGCUCAGAUCGGGAACGCUACCAUCUCCAGAGGCUGUUCAUAAUAAAGUAAAGACGUUUUAUACAUGGAGGGAUGUAGCCGAGAGAACUGAAAAAGUAUAUGAGAGGGUUGCAGGUGAAAAGGUUUUACCAAUGAAUGAGCGACUUGACAGACUAAUGUCUCACUGUGGCCCAGUGACUGGGUAUAUUUUUGCUCUUUUUGCUGUUCUGAACUUCCUCUUCUUGGUGUUUCUGAGGUGGAUGAUUCCAGAUUCCAUUAUUGAUGUUGCAAUAGAUGCCACAGGUCCUAAAGGUGCAUGGACUAAACAGUAUUUUUCUGGGAAGAAAAGAAGAGUUAAAGAAGAACCUCCAAUCUCCUAAAAUGCUCCAAUGGAGAGAAAAAAUGCAUCGGUUCCUAAAGGUUUUAAAGCUUGCUGUUAGAGACAGUACUUUUCAAAUUCUACGGUUUCUUUCUGAAGUUCUUUGAAAGAAACUUGGUUAAAUGUGCUACCUCAAUUUAGGAUUAUGUUUUAAUUUAGUUUUGGAUUCUUACAAGUAUAUGGACAUCUCUUUUGCACUUAAAGCUGGGGGGAGAACGUGGAUUUUUACAUGUGUCAAGAGCCUUUGAGACAAAAAUAUUAAAUUUUUCUCUAUAACUUGAAUAGUACGGACAGUGAGUGUAAACUUUUGUGAUAUUUGGAAAAGCAAAACACAAAAAUUACAUCAGUUUACAGUAGUCCCUGUCAAUUCCUGAUAUUUACUGUGAUUUUUGAGACCUAUUUAAAAAAAUUAAAUACUGAACAAAACAUACCUUUUCUUUCCUAAGAUGAAAAUGACACUUGAAGGUAGUCAUACUAAGAAAUUUCACAGUAAAAAUUAAUUUACUGUAAAUUCAUUAUUACCAUGGAAAUUUCAGAGACUUAGUUCCAGCAGUUGUGUCCCAGUGACAAUGUUUUACGUGCACAGCAAUAUUAUUUUGAAGUUUGUCCCUAAUGAAAAUUAGAUCAUUCUGUUGCCAAAUCAAAACUCCAUAAAGAACUUCUGAUAUUCUCAUCACAAGUAUCCUGUUAACUAACACAUAUGAAAGUGAGGUGAAGCUUAUGUCUUUUUUUUUAAAGCGCAUAGGUGGCUUUUGUAAAAAUACAUAGGUGAAGGAAUGAUGUUACUUAGAUUAAGAUGAUAAUAAUUAGCCUUCAGAAUCAGCUCAGGCCUGAAAACACCUCCAGCAGACUAUGCCAAAGUAUGAAGUAACGUGUGUUUGUGUGUGUGUGUGUGUGUGUCUGAAUGAGAGAGAGAAAAAAAUUUGUGAAGGGCUUAACAAGCCUCAACAAGCACCAUCAUAUUUUCUCUCGUGUUUUUUUUUUUUUUUUUUUUUUUUUUCUCCCUCCUCCCUUCUCCUUUUGUUCUCCUGCUUUUGACGUAAAUGGCAUUUCAGUCUGUCUCUGGGAGGGACAGUGUUUAGUGUGCAUGAUUUCACCUAGACCACACCAGAGACACUGUCAGACAGGUCCUGCAAGUUAAAUCUGGGGAAGGCAUCCCUUAAAUGGAAGUAACCAACAGAUAGGCUUUUCUUGAGGGGAAAAAAAAAAGUUCCUUGCGUCUGGUAAGUAUAUCAGUAAGUAAUUUAUAGUUGGAACAACAGGCAGCAGAAUGUACAAAUGUGAGAGGAGGCAAAUUUCUCUUGUUUACAUCAGACAACCCUCAAACUACCCCCUGCCUAAUGCCCUGGGUUAAUUUCCCUUUCAAGCAUCACUGAAGACUGAAAGUCUUAUGAUUCUAUGACCCUGAGUAUUACGUAUCGUUGGCCAAUGUAUUAAUAUUUAAUCUGUGCAAUAUGAAAAUACUGUUUUCAAACCCUUGAAGGGUAGUAUUUGAAUCACAGCUUCUGUCAAUAUCAUCUUGUUUCUGUAGAGAUAUAUUUAAUUUAUGACAUUUGAUAAUUUCAUUGAACAUAUUUUCAUGAAACUUGGAAAGGUAAUGCGAAAUACAUGCCAUAUACAAAGUAUUUUCUUUUGACAGAAUUUUUAGCCUUUGUUACGUGAAGUACAAUAUGCAUUGUCUUACAACUUGAAUCAUUCAAACUACAUUAAAGAUUGAGGUUAGCUAAAAUGGUGCCCCACAUUAUUGAUAAAUGGGUGGAAUAAAGGUAAUAUUUUACUUUUUUAAAAGUUACAUUUUUAUAACAACAUUCUAGUUUAUAACAAAUUUUUAAAAAUGCUAUUACCAUUCCAGGAAAUGAUGUAUUAUUUUUUUAAUCAUAUUUUGUUGUUUCUGGUUUAUUUCUUCUUUUUUUUUUUCCCACAUCUACAAACACAGAUUUAACCAUGACAAUCUAUUCAAAAUGCUUCUGUUUUUUUUUUCUUUUGUGGAAUAUUGUGUACUUAUGAAUAACGUAGACAAACCUUGUUUUAGUCUUGUAUAAUUUAUAGUUCAUUGAAAUGUUGAUUUCCUUUUCAAUAUAAAAUGGGUAUUUUUCAUUAAUAUGUGGGAACAUACAAUUAAAAAGUACAGAAGUAUACUCCAUACUGCUGCUUUCCAUCACUGGUGGUUGGACUUAUUCUGAUAAAGGUGAUGAUUAAAAAAAUGUUUUACACAAAGAGAAAAACUUAACCCCUAACUGGUUUAACUAUGAAUAUACUGUUUCUCAAGUAAUACAACUUACAUUGUGCUUAACUCUUGCAGGACUGAUUCACUUGCGUACUUCAUGCAGUAGAGUAAGGGAUGAUGUCACUGUCACUCAGUCAUUUACAGCUUUAAAAAGCAGCAGUGGGGAAAAUGGAAAAGUUUUUAAAAAAUAAAGUAAUCACAAUAAUAAGAAACUGAGCAGAGAUGAUGCAUCUAUUUUAGGAAUACAUGUUGAGAAGUGAAUAAAAAUUUAAUAAAUCUAAAAUGUUUUGGUUGUGCUUGUAGGAAUGUUUGAUGAUUGGGAAAUACUAAGGAAGUGUUACCAAAUAGAUGAUGAUACUGAGUAACAUCUUGCAUAGAGCAAAGCCUCCUGUGUGGAGGAGGAGGGAACACCCAAAUCCUGUCUAUACAGAAGCUUCAUUGCUGCUCUUCAUAGAAGGGACCGGGUAGUGCACUCAGAAGUGUUUUAAACUGCUUUAUUUUAGUGAUGAAAAUCUUGCAUUGGUUGGUAAUGAAAUUGUAUCCCACAAGUACAAGGAGAAAUUGUGUUUCCAAUGCGUUAUACACAGACACUGUGAAUUAAGGUAUAGACAGCAUGUUGAUAAUGGAAAAUUGUAUGUAAAAUCAGAACAAGUACCCAAUGAACUAUGAAUGUAAGACUCACUUUAUAAACUGUGUUUUAGAUGAUCUGGAUAGAUCUGUAAGAAGAUAACUGCACUGUAAUGAACAUAUCUUUUGUGAUCAACAUUUUAUGCAUCUUUAAAAAACAAACAAAAACCCCACAACUUAUUUUUCCCCUUUUGAUAUUUACUUUGCUUUGCUAGUCCUUUUAUUCAUAUCUACUUCAGCUUAUAAAAAAUAAGUGUAAAAUUGCAUCUUUUUGAUGCUCCAGCUAAAUACAGACUUACUUUAUUACUUACUGUAAACAGAUAUAAGAACAAUUGAUCUCAAAAGAAAAUGGUUUUACAAACAUUUUUAAAAAUAAAAUACUUCUUUUAAAUAUUUUU